This is a messenger RNA of Oncorhynchus nerka (sockeye salmon), 5655 nucleotides long. RefSeq names its product hyaluronan synthase 3-like. Bases 22 to 1698 code for a protein of 558 amino acids. Gene Ontology annotation, biological process: extracellular matrix assembly; hyaluronan biosynthetic process. The transcript is spliced from 4 exons. NCBI's taxonomy places the organism in Eukaryota, Metazoa, Chordata, Actinopteri, Salmoniformes, Salmonidae. Gene Ontology annotation, molecular function: hyaluronan synthase activity. The record is from RefSeq and is a predicted model, not a curated record. Gene Ontology annotation, cellular component: plasma membrane.
ACUGUAUGCUUAUCAGGGCAAAUGCCCUCUCGCUGUAGGACUGUGCUGCAUAUCGUAACCACCACCCUCUUCGCCACGGUGGUCCUGUUUGGGAUCCUGCUGGCCUAUGUGACUGGCUAUCAGUUCAUCCACACAGAGCAGCACCACCUGUCCUUCGGCCUGUACGGAGCCAUCCUGUCCCUGCAUCUUUUCCUCCAGAGCCUGUUUGCCUUCCUGGAGCACAGACACAUGCGCAGCCCCGCCCGGCCCCAGCACCUGCGGCGCUCUGUGGCCCUGUGCAUCGCAGCCUACCAGGAGGACCCAGACUACCUGAGGAAGUGCCUCUGCAGCGUGCGCCGCAUCUCCUUCCCCAGCCUGAAGGUGGUGCUGGUGGUGGACGGGAACAGACCGGAGGACCACUACAUGAUGGACAUCUUCCAGGAGGUGAUGGGUGGAGUGGACCAGGCUGGCAGCGUGGUGUGGAAGGGGAACUACCACAGUGACGGGGGUGGAGGGGUGGGCAGAGGGGGGACUGGAGCAGCGUCCCUGCAUGCGCAGGAGGCUGCACGUGUGGCCAGGCUAGUGAGAGGCUGUCGCUACUCCUGUAUCAUGCAGGAGUGGGGAGGGAAGAGAGAGGUGAUGUACACAGCCUUCAAAGCCCUGGGAGACUCUGUGGACUAUAUGCAGGUGUGUGAUUCAGACACAGUUCUGGAUCCAGCGUGCACCAUAGAGAUGCUGAAGAUUCUAGAAGAGGAUGCAAAGGUCGGCGGAGUAGGUGGAGAUGUUCAGAUCCUGAAUAAGUAUGACUCGUGGCUCUCCUUCCUGAGCAGUGUUCGUUACUGGAUGGCCUUCAACGUGGAGCGGGCCUGCCAGUCCUACUUUGGCUGUGUGCAGUGUAUCAGUGGUCCCCUGGGCAUGUACCGUAACUCCCUGCUGCAGCAGUUCCUAGAGCCCUGGUAUCACCAGACCUUCCUGGGCAGCAAGUGCAGCUUUGGUGACGACCGCCACCUCACCAACCGCGUGCUGAGCUUCGGUUACAAGACCAAGUUCACGGCCCGCUCCAAGUGCCAGACUGAAACGCCAACGCGCUACCUCCGCUGGCUCAACCAGCAGACCCGCUGGAGCAAGUCCUACUUCAGAGAGUGGCUGUACAACGCCCUCUGGUUCCACAAGCACAGCCUUUGGAUGACAUACGAGUCUGUGGUGACGGGUUUCUUCCCCUUCUUCCUUGUUGCCACAGUGAUCCACCUGUUCUACCGCGGGCGCCUGUGGAACAUCCUUCUCUUCCUGUUGACAGUGCAACUGGUUGGCAUGGUGAAGGCCACCUACGCCUGCUUCCUGAGGGGCAGUCUGGUCAUGAUCUUCAUGUCACUCUACUCCCUCCUCUACAUGUCCAGCCUGCUACCAGCCAAGAUCUUUGCCCUGCUCACUAUCAAUAAGGCUGGCUGGGGCACGUCAGGGCGGAGGAAGAUUGUGGUGAACUUCAUAGGGGCAGUGCCCGUCACAGUGUGGGGGGUUGUGCUGCUGGGUGGGGUUGCCUACACCAUCUACUGUGAGACCCAGGAGCCCUUCAGUGAAACCGAGAAAGCGCUUCUCAUCGCUGGGGUCAUCCUGUACGCCUGCUACUGGCUCAUUCUGCUGGUUCUCUACCUAGCGAUAGUGGCCAAGCGCUGCAACAAGAGGGAGGAGCAGUACCACCUGCCGUACGCAGAGGCAUAAGACAUGGAUCCUUGUUCAGUCCCUUGUGGUGCUGCUUGAACAACUGAGCCAGUCUGUGGCCCCACCACUCUGUCUCCAUGGUGCUAAACCUCUGGGACCUAUGGGGCAUGAAUGUGUUGUAGAAUGACAAUGGACGGACAGUUCUCAAAUUAACCUGGGAGACUUGGUUAAGUAGAUUACAAACCUUUUCUACAGCACAGAGUCCUCUACCAGUGGCCAUGGUGCUUACACUGGAUAUAAAGCACAUUAACACACAUCCCGUUUGGCCAUGGGGGGACAAGGUGUGGCCAGGAUAUACCAGAGAUCAUAAGAGUUAUGACACGGUGUGUGUCAGUAUGUACAAUGUUGAUAUGUAACUUGAUGCACUGAGCUGAGGGCCUUCUCUGCCUCAAUCAGGAGACACAAUGAUCUACAGUUGUAUUUUUGUAAUACAAAAAUUGAUAGACAAUCUAACAUUUAUACAAACAUAACUUACAAAUACAUUUGGUGCUGAUGCACAGGCCCAGGAUAAACUUUUAGCUCGUAAGCUAAUGGCUUGCAAGAGUAUUGACACUCAAUUGGAUGAGUCAGUGAGUUUCAGUGGCCAUUUUGUUCUAUGGGUGCCAAAUUGUAUUCACAUUAUACUGCAGUGUUCAUUACAGGAUGUACUUUUCCAAGUGAAGAUAAUCCUACAUUAAUUCCAUCAUAUAGACUAUGACCAAAGAGCACUUGUUUUUUGACAUGUCGUACCAUUAAUACAACACAAGUACUAACUCCAUUGCUGUUAUUAGUUGUAAAUCCAUAAUGAGAAAAUAAAAACAUGAUCCCAUUUUAUCAAGGUCAGGUGGUAUUAGUGUAGGUGCUACCAUGUCUAAGUUGACAUGUGUUUUUUGUUGUUGGAGAAUGGAGAUAAUGUCGUGGAAGUUUCCACUUGUGUGCUAUUUAAGUUGUGUUCAUAUGAUUUUAUUAAAUGAGGAUUGCAUAACUUGAAACUUGAACGUGCAAACAAGACACAUAAAACAACGUUUGUUUACAGACUUGCUCAGCCUCUAUCUACCAAUGGUGCAGUAGGUCAAUUUGAUGGUACAGUACAUUUCCAGAGGUGAUAUAGAUGUUCAAGUACAAACUUUGUGGGCCACCAGGAAUAUGUGUUCAGUGUUGUCUUGGCUAUGAAUUAGAGUUUGCUGUUGUUGGGGCUAAAAACUGCAACCUCCACAUCAGUUUCACAAGGCACAAAAUUGCUUGCAAUUCCUUCAAGUAUUGGUGGCCAUGAAUUGUGACCACAUUCUUUUUGAGUUUUUUUAUACUGAAAUUGGGGUUAAACAGAUAAAGAGCCCCCACAAAAAUGUAGUACUUUGAAGUUAUUUCCUGAGUGCAAUGCCAACAUAAAGUUAACACCAACAUAAAGUGUCUUAAUAGGGCGUUGGGCCACCACAAGCCAGAACAGCUUCAAUGCACCUUGGCAUAGUUUCUACAAUUGUCUGGAACUCUAUUGGAGGGAUAUGACACCAUUCUUCCACGAGAAAUUCCAUAAUUUGGUGUUUUGUUGAUGGUGGUGGAAAACGCUGUCUCAGGCGCAGCUCCAGAAUCUCCCAUAAGUGUUCAAUUGAGUUGAGAUCUGGUGACUGAGAUGGCCAUGGCAUACGGCUUACAUCGUUUUCAUGCACAACCACUCAUACCCUGUCAAUGGGGGGCAUUGUCAUCCUAUGGGGGCCAGUGGUGGAAAAAGUACCCAACUGUCAUACUUGAGUAAAAGUAAAGAUACUUAAUAGAAAAUGACUCAAGUAAAAGUGAGUCACCCAGUAAAAUACUACUUGAGUAAAAGUCUAAAAGUAUUUAGAUUUAUAUAUACUUUAGUAUCAAAAGUAAAUGUAAUCGCUAAAAUAUACUUAAGUAUCAAAAGAAAAAGUAGAAGUAUAAAUCAUUUCAAAUUCCUUAUAUUAAGCAAACCAGACGGCACCAUUGUCUUGUUUUUAUUUAUUUAUGGUUAGCCAGGGGCACACUCCAACAUGUAGACAUCAUUUACAAAGGAAACGUGUGUUUAAUGAGUCCGCCAGAUCAGAGGCAGUAGGGAUGACCAGCGAUGUUCUCUUGAUUAUUGCAUGAAUUGGACUAUUUUCCUUUCCUUCUUAAGUACUUUACACCACUGAUGGCAUAGCCAUGGUAGCCAAAAUAUUAGCUUGCCCUGCAUGAUGGCCCUAAGCAUGAUGGGAUGUUAAUUGUUAAUUAACUCAGGAACCACACCUGCGUGGAAGCACCUGCUUUCAAUAUACUUUGCAUCCCUCAUUUACACAAAUGUUUCAUUCAGUUACUUGUGGUCAUUAAUGGGGUUGGUUUUAGGCAGUACAUUGGAAAACAUGUUGGAGUCACAAGGCCAUUAAGAGACGCCAGCCAGAGAGAUUGUGUGUCGUGUGGGGUGGGGUGGGGUGGCCAGGCACAGAGGGGGAAAUGUUGUACUGUGUGGCUGGAUGAAUUGGUCCCUUCAGCCAACAUGGAGCAAAAAUGGUGGACAUCUAUGGUUACACUUAUAUGUGCAUGCCAAGAAGGGACCUCCCCCUUUCCCCUAAACACACACAUAAACAGCCACUAGGAGGCUAGGGAUGCUUGCAACCCCUUUGGUCCUCUUUAAGGAAUAAGUCGUGAAUGCUGGAACACUGAACUUAGUGUUUAGAAUUGUGUACAGACAAACUCAUCUCUAUUAUUCAUCUGUCUUAACAUGUAGAUGUGGCCUACCUUUCCCUUUCUACUCCUGAGGGUGUAUGUCAGGUGACUGUGUAAUAAGACUCUAUGCACAUGUAUGAUGUGUGUAAACUAGCAGCACCAUAUCAGCAAGUAAAAUGAUGAGUAUGUGUACAUUUAUUUGGCGAAUAAAGGUGAUUUUGAUUCUUCUGAUUUUGACAUAUUUGGAUUAUGUGAAGAAAUGAGAGGCAAGGACACCAUAGAGACGACUGUGACAGUGUUGUCUGACAUUCGUUUGUGUGGAGAUGUCAAAUACAAUCUUUGUUAUAGCCUAUCUAUCAGGCUGAACAUCUGCUUUCAGUCUACAAUAUUGUCAGCAAUUGUUGAUUUCCUUGAUACAGCCUGCCACUGUUUGACAACAAAUCAAUCGGUCUCAUAAUGCUGAGUGACUGUAGAUGUCCAGCCAUAUGAUGUAAGCAUAUCUGACAUGAAAAAACCCAGUCUUAUAAUUGUUUUGAAUAUAAUUAUGUAACUAUUCAAUACGUCUGUGACUGAAAAUCUAUGCCAGACUUUUCUAAGGUGUCUCAAUGCCGCAGAACAACUGUUGAGCCUAUCGAACAAACCAUGGUAUCUCAGCUCAUACAACAUUCAAUGUUACAUAAAGGCAAUGUUUCACAGUAUAUUGCAAAGUAAUAUAUUUUGUGUAUUGUAUAUAUUCAAAGAUAUUUUGAAGAUGUACAAGAAUUAUGGGUUUAAGAAUAGACCUAUAUUUAAAAGAAACUAUUGGAUUUGUACAUUUCCUGAAACAAUAGCGUUUUACAUGAUUUUUACAAUGUGAUGUAGUUAGCACAAUGAUCUGUUAUUCAGUGUAGUUUGGUCUCUAGUGUUCAACAUUGCCACACUUGUCAUUUUGUAGUUUCAUGGAUGAGAAAUCACUCAUAUCACCAUUAUCCCUAUUAUGAUUUAGGGAUGAUGCUUCAUGUAGAUUUAGAACAGGCAGUUAUAACUGUCAUGUAAAAGUAGUAAACCAAGAUAGCAUUUCUAAUACAGUAGUAGGGUACAAAGAAAAUCAGAAUCAUGCACCAGCAUAUGGCUAUUGAAACAUAAAAUACACAUUUUAUUGGUAUGUAAUAGCUGAAAAUAAAGUAUUGUAACCACCUAUGUAUUUCAUUAUGUUUAAAUAUAGAAGGCAAGACAUGUUGUUGGAAAAAGGUUUUGUAUUUCAAAUCAAAACAGUUAUUUUUCCGACUUGUACAGCAGUUGAAAAAAAAUGUAUUUUUUAUCUGAAUAAAAAAAAGA